GCUUCUCCUUUUUUACGAAAGUUUCUGGCAGGGAGGGAACGUCAGAAAGUAAAGUCACACCACAAGUGACAUUUUUCAGUUCCUCACGCCGUUUAAAAGCGUCGUGCCGGUAUCCCCUGCCUUAUGGAGGACGACGAAACAAUUGUUCGAGUGCUAACGCGGGCUUAGCAGGCUAACAAACAUGGCGGCUCCUUCCUCCGGUACUUUGACUCCGUGACACGUGAGGACGAGGUAAAGACAUCAUCAACAUGGCCUUAACUCCAGCAUGAGGGCUGGUAGGAGCAUCAUCAUCAUCAUCAUCAUCAUCAUGGAGAUCAGCACUGCCACCAUCGUCCUUCCACAUGAAGCUGGGGACCUGCUGGAUCCUCCCGGUCUAUCAUCCGGCAUAUCCAUCAACAAACUCCUCCCGGCUCUGUUCAAGUGUUUUGGCAUCAUAUUGUGUGGCUACGUCGCCGGCAGGGCCAAAAUCAUCACCUCCACCCACGCCAAGGGUUUAGGCCACUUUGUGUCAACGUUUGCCCUACCCGCGCUCCUGUUUAAGAACAUGGUACUGCUGGACUUUGGGAAUGUCGUCUGGCCCUUCAUCUGGAGUAUCCUAGUCGCCAAAGCGUCAGUGUUUGCCGUCGUUUGUGUCCUCACACUGCUGGUUUCCAGUCCAGAGAGCCGCUAUAGCAAAGCUGGGCUCUUCUCAAUAUUCGCCACCCAGAGCAAUGACUUUGCUCUGGGUUUCCCGAUUGUGAAAGCCCUAUAUCAAAGCACAUAUCCAGAAUACCUCCAAUACAUCUACCUAGUGGCACCUGUGUCGCUAAUGCUGCUAAAUCCCAUCGGCUUUGCCUUUUGUGAAGUCCAGAAAUGGAAGAAUCAGGGAGACCACCAGCAGGGCAAGCUUCUGAUUGUGGGACAAGUGGCUCUGCAAGUCCUUAAGAACCCUAUUGUUUUUAUGGUCAUCAUUGGCAUCGCGGCCCAUUUUGUUCUGCGCCAGACCAUACCCUCAUUCAUGUCCGACUUCGUGGAUGGUUUGGCCAACUCUUUUGAGGGAGCAGCUCUGUUCUACUUGGGUCUGUCCAUGGUGGGCCAGCUAAAGAAUCUAACCAGGUCAACUGUUGUGACGCUGAUACUACUCUUGACAGCAAAAUUGUUGCUGAUGCCUCUUAUUUGUAAAGACAUGGUGGAUCUUCUGGACAACACCAGCCCUGUCAACCACUCGAGCCUCUCGAACUACGCUUUUCUUUACGGAGCCUUCCCCACGGCGCCGAGCGUCGCAAUCUACGCUGUGUAUUAUAACUCCCAGCUGGAAGUGAUCAUUUCUGGGAUGGUGAUCAGCACUUUCCUCUCAGCUCCAAUAAUGUUUACCUCAGCCUGGCUGCUCACGCUCCGUUGGAUGGAUUCUAGGCUUCUGAUGAACGCACUGCAGGAUGUCCGCUUUUAUAUAAGCAUUGCCAGCUUAGUGGCACUGUUGUGGACCAUCGCAGUCAUGCUUUUUAAAAAGGCAUUCAAGAGGCUACCCGACAGGUUUACUGCAAACCUGUUCUUGGCACAGUUUGUCACUUGUUUUGGAAUGAUCCUGUGGAAAUUUGUGGCGGAGAAAGACAACUUUAUCUGUCAGAUCUUGACUUUUACGCUACUGAGCACCUCACUCUACAGCACUUAUGUCUGGCCAGCUUUCAUUGCACUCUCUCUGGUGCUCCUGAGAAGGUUUGACAACUUGAAAGUUUCACCAGGAUGGUUUAUAUUUGCCAGCUGGGGGAUCCCUGCCUUCAUAACUGCCGUGCUACUUAUUUGUGGGGAAAAAAUGCCUGACACCAUAGACUCGUCUGUCUUUUACAGCAAGCCACAGAUCAUCUGCACCACAAUAGUGCUGUCGCUCAGUUUACUACUAGGAGGGAGCUCCCUGCUGUUUCUCGGUCGAGGAAGCUGGGCCCAAAAGGACAGAAGUCGAGGGGAAAACACAUCUGUGGAGGACCUUGUGACUGAAACUGAACAGGACAGCCAGUCUUUGUUUGAGCCAGAAGCCCGUUCAGAAGAUCUUAACACAGGUCAAAAUGAGAAUAGCAGUGAGUCAACGACCUGCCUUGUCUUUAGAGUGGACGAGCGCCAUCAAAAUGAACAUAAACAAGUGGCCCGUCACGUGCCCUUAUGUUUGCUUCUGGGUGUCAGCUUGCUAGCAAACUUGUGUAGCAGUGUGUGGUUGCUCUUUCACCAACAUACGGGCAGACUUUACGUGGAGCUGCAAUUCUUCUGUGCAGUUGCUAAUUACGGGCAGGGUUUUCUCUCCUUUGCACUCUUUGGACUGGACAAACAUUUGAUUAUCCUGCCGUUUCGGAAGAGGUUGCACCUGCUGUGGUAUGGAAAGAAGCAAGGAGAGCAAACACAAAGUGAUUUACCCGAGGAGGUCAGAAUGACCUGCACUAACUUUGUCAAAUACCACAAAGUCAAGUGUUUUCAUGACAUUGUCAGAAAGAGAAGGUGUGGAAUGAGGACAACGGUGGAUUGUUUCCUUGGCUGUGAACUUGUGGAGUGGCUUCAACAGGCGGGCUUAGCUCAGGAUCAAGGUGAGGCCUUACUCUACGGCACACGCUUGCAGCAGGGCGGCAUUCUUCAGCACAUGGAGCAGGAAUACGCCUUCCAAGAUGGUCUGCUUUUUUACUCCUUUGUGACCUAAGCUGUCCCGCAGUGAUCACUUUAAUCUUAGCACAGUGUAAAGAUUGCUAUUUCACACACACGUGCUUGACAAAGGGCAUGCAGUAAUGCAUGAAACCACGUUAGUUAGCUCAGCUGCAUUUGAGAGCUCCGACAACAUUUACAGUUGUCCCAAUGCACUCUGCAAGAGAUCGUACUUAACUUGACUCGCGUGUUUGUUGGAAAGGCAAAUGACAUACAUUAGAUCACAGGUGGAAAAUAUACCCAUUAAACUGAACUACUGUAACCAAUACAAUAGCUGUGCCGCAAUUCUCCCUGUAGAAAAUAUACUAAUGUUGAGUUUGUACCAUUUGAGAGGCAAAUUAAUAACAGACUGAGCUUAUAAAGUAUAAACCACAAUAACCAACCACCAUAGGGCAUGAACUCCAUCCAUCCAUCCAUUUCCUACCGCUUAUCCUAUCUCAGCUACAACUCAUUAUUAAGUAAUUAUUUGGCAAUACAAAAAUACCUCAUUUAGUCACUUGUGACAUUUAAUCACCUCAUGAACUGAUGGUCAAUACAUAGGUCAGUUUUAGAAUGAUAGCACUGUCAACUUUUCAUCUUCCAGUCAACACAUGCACUUGAAUGUUCUUAUUUGAUGUCAGUAGGUGAGUGAAUAGAUGCAGGUUGUUUUGUUUCUAUUUGAGUUUUGUGUUCAUUCAGUUUAUAUUAUGAGUGUUUUACGUGUUUCUAAGCAUGAUGACACAAGCAUCGUUACCAUGGUGAAUACAAAGAGGAUGCAAACAGUGUUGAUGGUUUAUAAGGGAUACAUUAGCACAUGCUUCUAUUGCCAAACAAGCAAGAUGUAAUUAGUUUAACUUAAAAAAAACACCAUUAAGGCUCUGAAUAUGAUGUGUUGCACAUACUGUGCACGUUUCAUCUUCUCUCAGGUGAAUUUAAUUACAGGGAAAAUAUGGUUUGUUUUUAUUGUGAAUUUGUUUAAGCAAGUGUUGAAUAUGACUCUUUAAUAAAAUAAUUGUCAUGCACGUGUGACACAUUUUGUAAAGUGCUGCGUAUUUAUAGAUUGUUCUGAAUAAACCUCACAGCUGCAGUUACCGUGUUUUGUUAUCUUUUCUGAUUUAGCAGUACCGUAUUUUUCGGACUAUAAGUCGCAGUUUUUUUCAUAGUUUGGCCGGCGGUGCGACUUAUACUCAGGAGCGACUUAUGUGUGAAAUUAUUAACACAUUAGCGUAAAAUAUCAAAUAAUAUUAUUUAGCUCAUUCACGUAAGAGACUAGACGUAUAAGAUUUCA
This is a messenger RNA of Nerophis lumbriciformis (worm pipefish), 3931 nucleotides long. It is a transcript of the gene gpr155a, whose product is annotated as G protein-coupled receptor 155a. Gene Ontology annotation, cellular component: membrane. Gene Ontology annotation, biological process: intracellular signal transduction; transmembrane transport; negative regulation of BMP signaling pathway. The record is from RefSeq and is a predicted model, not a curated record. Lineage: Eukaryota; Metazoa; Chordata; Actinopteri; Syngnathiformes; Syngnathidae.